Messenger RNA from Wallemia ichthyophaga EXF-994, 1446 nucleotides. Its product is annotated as Ubiquitin carboxyl-terminal hydrolase 30. The transcript is spliced from 4 exons. NCBI's taxonomy places the organism in Eukaryota, Fungi, Basidiomycota, Wallemiomycetes, Wallemiales, Wallemiaceae. Gene Ontology annotation, molecular function: cysteine-type deubiquitinase activity; cysteine-type endopeptidase activity. Gene Ontology annotation, cellular component: nucleus; cytosol. Gene Ontology annotation, biological process: protein deubiquitination. The coding region runs from base 1 to 1446 and encodes 481 amino acids. The record is from RefSeq and is a predicted model, not a curated record.
AUGUUUAACUGGUUAUUUGGUGGUGGCGUGGACAACCCCAAGCCUUUAAGUAAAAUCAAUAGAAAGCGCUGCUCAAUAACCCAUCAAGCAAUCCCAAGUGGCACUUAUCCUGGUCUGCGUAAUUCCAGCGGUGUGCACUGUUUCCUCAAUUCUACGAUACAGUCUCUCGCCUCUCUCACCUCACUUGAAUCCUUCCUGGGCGAGCUACUCAACGAGAGCGAUAAGGUAGACAUAUACCUUCCACUAUCGGAGGCGUUGUGGGAUGUUAUACAGACCCUCAACACACCCAGUCGAGCAGUACACACCAACACGGCGAUAAUAGACGCAUUCUCACUCAGCGACACUAACAACAACAACACCUCCCUCAUGUCUCCCUCCAAGCGUGCCCUCUCCCUCAUCCAGUCCGGGCAGCAAGACGCACAAGAGAUGUUCCAGUGCAUUUCCUCGCUCCUGGCUCACGAAGAAGGUCUGAUAAAAGCUGCUAAAUGUAAAGUACGCGGUCUGGACACUCUCACCAGCUCAGAUAAUACCACUUAUACCACCUCAUUCCCUCUGGCGGGACUUACUGCUAGCAGACUCGCCGAUCUGCGCUGCGGGUAUGUAGAAGCGAUACGGAAUAUCGCCUUUGAUGCACUCUCGCUGAAUUUGCCUAUGCAGACUUCGUGCACCGUCGAGCAGCUGCUAGGUGAGUACACAGCGAUAGAGACUAUAGAAGAUGCUUCGUGUAGGAGGUGCUCGCUUGAAGCUACGCUCGCGCGUCUGCGCCAAGAUGUAAAGCAGCUGAUGCCUGCUGACCCCAAUAAAGGUUCGACAUCCCGCCGCAAACGCAUCAAAGAGGCUUCUAAGCAGGAGAGGCGACUUUCGACGCUCCUGAGUGAGGAGGGAGAUUUACAAGAAGACGCGAGGUUGAAAGAUAUCAAAGUGGAUAAAUCAGGCGGGGGAUCCACCAAGCAGAUACUGAUAGCGAGGCCACCGCGGAUAUUGGGUCUGCACAUCAAUCGCUCAGCCUACUUGGGGAAUGGAAUGGCGGUGAAGAACCCUUGCAAAAUAUUGUUCGGAGAUACGCUCGAUAUAACAGCGUACACUACGACAGGCGCAUUAGAAACAGCACCGCGCAAACCCAUCUCAUCGCCGAGCAAAGAGAUGAUAGAGAGACUUACAUCAACAGGCACAAUCCCAAGUCGCGUUUUAUACACACUCAAAUCGAUUGUCGUACAUUAUGGUUCGCAUCACUCUGGUCAUUACGUGACUUAUCGCAAAUCUCGUUCAGAUGAUGAUGAUGAAUGGUUACGUACGAGUGAUUCCUCCGUUCAGAUUGUUUCUCUCGCAGACGUUCUCCAACAAAAUCCUUUCAUGAUAUUCUAUGAGAGGGCUGUAGAUAAGAAGAAGAGCGAGAAUAACACUCCUAACGCCCAAAUACUGUCCACAUACUCGUUGCAUGACUGA